This is a messenger RNA of Lineus longissimus, 2021 nucleotides long. RefSeq lists its product as uncharacterized. NCBI's taxonomy places the organism in Eukaryota, Metazoa, Nemertea, Pilidiophora, Heteronemertea, Lineidae. The record is from RefSeq and is a predicted model, not a curated record. Gene Ontology annotation, cellular component: acetylcholine-gated channel complex; membrane. The coding region runs from base 285 to 1220 and encodes 311 amino acids. The transcript is spliced from 6 exons.
GAUGACAAGAUCUACCGAGCAACUGCUUCGUUACCAUGGAUAAGCCUCGCCACCAUCAGAUAGAAGCCCUGCUGACCAAUCCUUUCCCAGUACAGCUCUGUCUUUGCCAUGGCAACCAGUUGUUGGGCUUAGUGAUGGAUGCUGUGUUUCAUUUUUCUAUUCGCUGGUGGAAUGCCACACAUUGUGCUACAAAUGCGUAGAAUCGAAAUACACCGCACGAUCGAUGUAAACAAGGUUAUGUAACCGUACCCAUGGCCAAAUAGCGGCCCCCGUACCAGCAAGGCAUGGGGUAUGAGCCAACUAGGUAUUUGGUGCUAGCCGUCCUUCUCACCUCGUCCCAGUCAUCACAAUCAAAGGAACCCAAAACAAAGGAAUGGACCAAAGAGAUCUUCCCGAACCCUCAUCGCCAUGUCUACGACUGUGGCCAGAGAGGCAGGAGGUCGAAUGUCUGUGAUCCGAACCAUAUCAUUACUUAUGACGAGGCUGUCACCCUUGACAAAAUGAUCGACCGCCUGAAAGAGCUUCCCUGUCCAUGCGACGUGUGUCCUGGAGGUAAACGGGGCGGGUACAGCAUCGGUAUUGCACUUGUGCCAAUGCUUAAGUUGACAGCAGAAUAUGAUGGGUCGGUGAUCACCCCGAAGCAGCUGAUGCUGCAGAUAGAGCAGUUCGCGGUCUACCUUAGAGAUAAGAAGUGGAACUUUGGCAUUUGUAACAACGAUAUCAUUAUCCUUAUCGUCGAUGAACUAGACAUUGUUUUCAUAACAACCGGAUCAAUAGCCAAAAACAAAGUCACCAGCCUAUGUCUUGAUGAGUCCAAUGCUAGGGUCAACGAGACAUUCAAAGUGGGCAACUAUACUCAGGCAUUAAAGUUAUUGCUCACAGAUUUUAAGUAUUACUUCACAAAAGGUGGCAAUUGCACUGUGGGAUUCGGGGUCAAAUCAGACUGGCCGAUAGAAGCGAUAGUCGGAGUGAUCACAGGAACCCUGGUCUUUUUCAUCGUGUGUUGUGUGACGCUGACGAGGUUUUGCUCGGGUGCUGGUGCAUCUGGCGGCGGGAGCUCUCAUAGGCAUCAUUACAGUGCGUACACUCGUACACAGAAGGAGCAGAGGGACGGCCUCGUUGAGGGGAAGACCAUAGAGGGAGAUGGGUUCAUGAUAGAUGCUAUGAUUGAUGCUAGGGAAGAAGCGGCAAGGGAGCGCACGCAUGUUCAUGCUGUAUGAUACAGCUUGGGGGGAAAUGAUUACAUGAAGGAAAGAGGCUUCUCUCAUUAGAGUUGUCACAGGGCCCAAGCGAUAGGCCGUGUUCCGGUAACAAUAGACCAGCUCGAUCCUUUGUAGGCUGGGGAAACUGACGGGUGUGAGCAGUGCAUUUCACCUCUCCAGAAUUCGUUUGGGGAAAGAUCGGAACAGCCAGUCUAUUGUGGCUCGGAAUCGGUAUCAUUGAUCGGGUACCGUAGUUGUAGGCCUAUUACAUGAUUAAGUCAACGCUUAAACAGGUGUUACAGCUGUCGUGACGGGUGAAAAGCCUUGCAGUCGUUUUGAAAGUCGACCUACAUUGGGUUGGCUAUAGAGCUACUGCAAUUGAUACAAAACAUCCUCGGAUUGGCAUGAUCCUAAAAGUAUUCAACCCGGCUAUUUUUCGAAAAAGAACUAUUCUCACGGAGCUUAUUCUUUCAUUUCAUUCGUAAACCAAUUUAAAGGUAGUGCGCUGUAUCUUACUGUAUGCUCCUUCUGUGUAUGUGAAAAUGUGCUAUGUUUCAUCUUUAUCCAUUAGUGUGAACAGAUCGAAGUACAUGUCCGCGCUAUAUUUGUCAGUCUUGAAGAAGUGAAUGUCGUGUCUGUGUGCCUAAACUCCAGGUAAAAGCCGUGCAAAGCACCCUGGCUUAUCAGGAAAACUUAAUCAACCACCGUUGAAAUUGAUAUCUGAUGAUAGUCCCGGCCACCUGUUGAUGGUUCUACUCAUUAUCUUUGGCACGGAUGCUCUCUGUUCCCAAUAAAUCGAACUCAUGUGAUCUAUGGCCA